UCGCCGCUCAACUUUGGACGCGGCAACUCGUUCUUAAGGUUCCGUUAUAGCUUUUUUAAAUUCGAUUACGUUCGGUUUUUAGUAAAAGUGGCCCGUGGUUGAGUUUAAUCCUUACUAAAGUUGCACGGAUUUUUUUUUUGGUAGGAAACGAUUUGUUCAACAUCGUCUACCUUGCGAUAUAAUCUGGAUUGAAUCAUCUACGAACUCCUUACGCAAAACUCUUUAGUCAACAUAACCUCAAAAGUGACGCUGUCAUUUUGACGUUUACAACUUGGUGGUAAAUUCGUGAAGUAAACAAUAAACUAAAGGACUAUGCGGAUAGGAUUUUUAGAGAGAUAGCAUUAGAAAAUUACCGUUGCAACAUCUAUUUAUAAUGGCGUCUUGGAAGUCUUGUUUCUGGACAGUGUUUGUGCUGUGCCUAUUGGGGAAGAUAUCUGGAUUGGAUAAUGGAUUGGCUUUAACCCCACCGAUGGGAUGGUUAGCAUGGGAAAGGUUUAGAUGUAACACUGAUUGCAAAAAUGAUCCCGAUAACUGCAUAAGCGACCGUUUAUUCCGCACGAUGACAGACAUCCUCGUCAACGAAGGGUACGCGGCUGUCGGCUACGAGUAUGUGAACGUUGACGAUUGCUGGCCAGAACGGGAACGCGACGCUCGCGGCAGAUUGGUACCCGACAGGGAAAGGUUCCCGUACGGCAUGAAGAGUUUAUCUGAUUAUGUCCACAGCAAAGGUCUGAAGUUCGGGAUAUACGAAGACUACGGCAACUUCACGUGCGCCGGAUAUCCGGGCGUUGUCGGCCAUCUUGCCGGAGAUGCGGCAACGUUCGCGGCGUGGGAUGUAGACUACGUAAAGUUAGAUGGAUGUUACGCGCUGCCCGCGGACAUGGACCACGGCUAUCCCGCGUUCGGCCGCGAACUAAACCUCACCGGCAGACAGAUGGUCUACUCCUGCAGCUGGCCUGUCUACCAGAUAUACGCCGGGAUACAGCCCAACUUCACGUCAAUAAUCGAGCACUGCAACUUGUGGCGUAAUUUUGACGACAUUCAAGACUCGUGGGCGUCCGUCGAGUCUAUCAUAGACUACUACGGAAACCACCAGGAUGUGAUCGUACCUAACGCCGGGCCUGGACACUGGAACGACCCUGACAUGCUGAUCAUAGGAAACUUCGGUCUAUCGUACGAGCAGAGUAAAACUCAGUUCGCGAUCUGGGCGAUCCUCGCCGCGCCGCUGCUCAUGAGCGUGGACUUGCGCACAAUCAGGCCUGAGUACAAAGCCAUCUUACAGAAUAGGAAGAUCAUAGAUGUAGACCAGGAUCCUCUCGGGAUACAGGGCAGGAGGAUAUACAAGCACCGCGGUAUCGAGAUCUGGUCUCGUCCGAUAGUGCCUAUCCAGGGCCAGCACUACUCGUACGCGGUGGCGUUCCUCAACCGGCGCACGGACGGCACGCCCUCGGACGUCGCCGUCACUCUGCGCGAGCUCGGCCUCAACAACCCCGCGGGGUACAGGCUUGAGGACUUGUACGAGGAUGUGGACUACGGCGUGCUGUCCCCGCAGACCAAGAUCAAGGUGAAGGUGAACCCUUCAGGCGUUGUGAUACUCCGCGCGGACGCGCAGCCGUCGUUCGGGUACAACGCCAUCCCCUCGCGGACGACGUACUCGCCGCUCAACGACAUCUUUAGACUGACUAAGAAAUAACGCCCUCUAGCGGACACGCGUAAUACUUUGAGUCAAAAUCGUCAAGAUUUACAAGUACAAUCCAAUAAUAUGUCCAUCUUUAUUAACGUUUACAUUGUAAAUAAUAAAAUAUGUUAAUAGAUUUUCGAACCUUUUUACGUGAAUGUUUUUAUUAACUGAAAUAAAAGUAUUUUAGUGAUCUCUGGAUGAAAAUGUAAAAUUAAAAUUGCAAUUAGAUGUUGAAUUAUAAAUCUAUAUGCACGAGUCUAUUAUAUGAAUUUUAAUAUUUACAAUGUAAAUUAUCUGUUAAAUAUUAAAAAAAAAUCGGAAUUUUACAUUAUUAUUAAGAGAUGGACGAUCACAAUUCAUUUAAUUAAAGUAUUAAAACUAUUUUGCAUUCCCGCCGAUAUUGUUAGUUGCGUAAAUAACAAUCUUUUUUUAAUAGACAUAUUCCUUAUGAUUUAAAAUCUUUAAUUUGUAUUGUAAAAUCAUUUUUGUAAUUUCCAAUGGCAUAAUAUCUGUCCCUUGUACACAGUGAAUUUCGAUUAGCGAUAUUAUUACAAAUAAUAAUAAACAUGACAAAUAAUUUAUGAAAUAUUAUUGCAAUUUCCAUACAUUUCUAGCUGACCGCGCUUAAUGGAAGUCCUUUAUCUCUGCCUACCUUUUUUGGUUACUUUUUUGGUAGGAUUUUUUUUCAUGUUUAUGUGAUUGUCCAUCAUCUUAAGAAGAAUCUUUUAUGAAAUCUGUUUAAAAAAUCUGUUCUCUCUACUUUUUAGGUUACAAUUUAUUUAUACUUUAUUGUCAUUAGUGUUACAGACAGACUCUGUUCCAUAUAGAAACUUGAAUCUUGUAACAAAAGAGCAAGCGGCCACCCGAAUCCAUUGAAAUGGAAAGCGACCGCUGCCCAGACAUCCGCAAAUGCAGAUGCGUUGCC
Messenger RNA from Papilio polytes (common Mormon), 2606 nucleotides. Its product is annotated as alpha-N-acetylgalactosaminidase. Gene Ontology annotation, molecular function: alpha-galactosidase activity. NCBI's taxonomy places the organism in Eukaryota, Metazoa, Arthropoda, Insecta, Lepidoptera, Papilionidae. Gene Ontology annotation, biological process: oligosaccharide metabolic process; glycosylceramide catabolic process; glycoside catabolic process. Gene Ontology annotation, cellular component: cytoplasm. The record is from RefSeq and is a predicted model, not a curated record. The transcript has 10 exons. The coding region runs from base 374 to 1693 and encodes 439 amino acids.